UCAACUUGCAUUCAACCAUCUGCACUCUAUGGCAACUCCAGACUUGACCGCUCUGUUGGCAUCUAGCCGCAACUUGGCGGCACAUCUGGAGCAACAGGAGUUGCCACAUCUCACACUUGGCCUGGACCAGAUUGAGAAUCAGUCUAGGAAGCUCGUGUCUAGGACGGGUGGCCCAGGUGCCGCAGAGCGAGCGAACUAUUUGCUUGCCCAAGCUCGCGUAAAUGCUCCUCAAUUGCAGAAUCUUGCGACAUCCCUCAACCCUGCCUUCACCUUCGCCCCGCUCCAGCCCGUGCGUGACACUGACAUCGCCUCGCAUUUACGACAUGCACACGAGCAGGCCAUCCUUUCCACUAUUGAGGAGACACGGAGAGACACGGCCCAGAGUUUUUGGAGAAGCAUGGAAGAGAAAAUCGGGCGUGACUGGGAAGAAAAGAAGAAGCGUGUUAUCGAGGAGCUUGCGACGGGUGACGAAAGACGCACACUGGAAUCAAGUGGCACUUCAUGGGGGAACAGAAGUUUGGCUCAAUCCCAGUCGUUUGCCGCAAGUAUAGGCCCCGGGUUAUCUCAGUCCCAGAUCGCUGGUCCCAGCCAGCCGUCACUCGGCAUGCCAGUCCAUAGCCGGAUGAUGGUAUAUGAUCGUGUCGUCUCCGAUCUGAAUCGUGCGCGCUUACAGGGAACACCUUUCCCGAUUAUUCAUGCUUUGAUCGAUGCGACGGAGCGUCUUCCGCCCGAACCAAAACGAGACCAAAUCGUCUCCACGUUCUCUCUACUUUCUUCUAUACUUGGAGAAGCCGAUCCCCGUUCAGCAAGUUACCAGACCGCCCCGCUUGCUGAGCGCGCAUACAGCCAGGCGUAUCUGUCACCCGCUUCUACCGAUGCAUUAGCGAAGAACUUGCGGCGCAGAAUCCUUGCUGGAAGCAUGAAGUGGUUAGAGGACCUAUACACCCAGCAUGUGGACAUCACACUCCAGAACAAUCCUGUUGAGGCCGCCCUUGGCGCCAGCCCCAGCGCGAGCAACAAGCUUCGUGCUUUCCUCGCCAUGAGAUACUACGAAGCUGGUCGAUGGCAGUCAAAUCUGGAACUUGUAAAAGGACAGCCGUUGUGGGCCAAGAUCUACUUCCUUUUGCGUUGUGGUCACCCGGAGGAGGCCUUGGCGGAGGCCGAGAAGCAGGAUGCGGCACUGAACAAGUUCGACAAGUUUUUCCUACCUUGUUUGCGGGAAUGGGUGGCAAAUGAUGAUCGGAGUGUGUCCAAGCAGCUUCGGGAUCGGCUACUCACGUCGUACAAUACGCACAUUCGCCAUGCUCCGACGAUCGACCCAUUCAAGCACGCGCUAUUCAAGCUCAUCGCCCGUGCCGAGCCUUCCAGGAGAAACGUCCCCCACGUGACCGAGACGACCGAAGACUGGCUCUGGUUCCAGCUCGCGAUGGCUGACGAGCCAAAGGAGGGUCUCCCAACAAACGACGGCCUGAAGGAGGUUGCAGCGACGAUCGUCAAGUUUGGAGAAAAGAGCUUCGACAAAGACGGAAGGCGGCCGUGGUUGUGGGUCAGGAUCCUGCUGAGCUGUGGAGAAUUUGAGAGAGCGGUAGCGAGCAUGCAUGAAAAGUCGAACAUGUCGGUCGAGGCAGUCCAUAUCGCUACCGCUCUGGCGUACUACGGUGUGUUCCGCGUACCAAAGAGCUCACAGCCCUCUGAAAGUUCCCUGCUUCUGCCCGGAGAUAGCAGCUCAUCCUUCCGGUUUGAUACCCUGAUCCAACGCUAUAUUCGUCACUUCACUCGCAUCGACCCGAAAGAAGCGCUCCAAUACGUAUAUUUGAUCACUCUCAGCAGUGAUGCACCAGGAGACACUGGCAAGGAGCAAGUGGCAUACGCCCACAGCCUAUGCCGGCAGAUUGCUUUUGAGAGCCCGAACUACGAGGAAUUGCUUGGUGGGCGAAGAAGGGAUGGCCUCAGCUUCCCUGGCGCAAUUGAACAAAAUAUGAAACUACUGCAUCUCGCGGACGCGAAGCAGUACCACCAAUCCAUCGUUCUCAACCUCGCUCUUCAGUACCAUUCUGAGAAACGUCUGAUUGAUGCUGUCAAGUUGUACAACCUCGCGGGGGAGUACAACGAUGUGAUGAAGCUGCUCAUCCAGGCUAUCGGCGAUACCCUCUUCGAGUCCCCAGAAGUGGAAAGUGAAGCUGGGCAUAUCCGCAGCACAGCAAGAGAAAUGUGGGAAACUUAUUAUACGACGCCGGACAUCCGAUCGAGAGUGCAGGAUGCGCUCUUGAGAACUUGCCAAAAGUUGUUGAAGAUUCGGGAAGGCUUUGAGGAUAUUCAUUAUGGGAGACAAGAGCUGGGUCUAGAGAAACUCGAUCAAACAGAUCUCCUGCCCUUCAAGACGACGGUGUACGAUAUGCACCGUAAGGCCGAGGAGGUCAAGCGGGAAGACCCAGCUGUUGUACGAAAUCUUCCCGAAAUUAUCAAACAGACAAUGGAAGCGUUAUGGACAUUGUAUCGCGAGGCGAAGAAGCGCACUGGAGAACAAGGUUUCCAACAGCGCUUGAUGAAUUUGAGAGAAAAGGCAAAACGGUUGAACAUGUUCGCGACGUCUCUCGGCCUCGCGGGAAUGGAUUUCCCCACGUUGAAUACCUUGGAAUCAUACAUGCAUAGCUAAUGUCUGACCUCACGCUGUUAAUAGAAUUUGACCGUGGGAACACAUGGUGGUUGACCAGAUGUCAUAACAUAUCUAUCUAUUGUCAAUCCUUAUAUUGAUUC
Messenger RNA from Dacryopinax primogenitus, 2757 nucleotides. RefSeq names its product NIC-domain-containing protein. The transcript has 10 exons. Gene Ontology annotation, biological process: poly(A)+ mRNA export from nucleus; protein import into nucleus. The record is from RefSeq and is a predicted model, not a curated record. Bases 29 to 2656 code for a protein of 875 amino acids. Gene Ontology annotation, cellular component: nuclear pore. Lineage: Eukaryota; Fungi; Basidiomycota; Dacrymycetes; Dacrymycetales; Dacrymycetaceae. Gene Ontology annotation, molecular function: structural constituent of nuclear pore.